Messenger RNA from Racocetra fulgida, 330 nucleotides. The record is from the annotation of a GenBank genome assembly. Lineage: Eukaryota; Fungi; Glomeromycota; Glomeromycetes; Diversisporales; Gigasporaceae.
UCAUCGAUCAAUUAGCAAAAUAUUCUUGCGUUCCCGUUUAUGUUGAUGAUGAUUUGGCUGAUCGACAUUAUAAUGGUUUUUCAAACUCUAUAUUGUGGCCGUUGUUUCACUAUCACCCCGGCGAAAUCACGUUUUCCCAACAAGAUUGGGAAGCAUAUGAAAUUGUUAAUGGUCUUUUCGCAGAAGCCGUUAAUGAGAUUGUUCAAGAUGGUGACUUGGUGUGGGUUCAAGAUUAUCAUUUGAUGCUAUUACCUUCCAUGUUGAGAGAAAAAAUGGGUGAAAGCAAAUUAAAUGUAAAAAUCGGGUUUUUUUUACAUACUCCGUUUCCAA